This is a messenger RNA of Vitis vinifera (wine grape), 2599 nucleotides long. RefSeq names its product putative disease resistance protein At3g14460. Bases 1 to 2082 code for a protein of 693 amino acids. NCBI's taxonomy places the organism in Eukaryota, Viridiplantae, Streptophyta, Magnoliopsida, Vitales, Vitaceae. The transcript is spliced from 2 exons. The record is from RefSeq and is a predicted model, not a curated record.
AUGAAUAGGUUACCCGAUUCAGUGGGUCAUCUUCAUAAUUUGCAAACACUGAUAUUACGCAAUUGCUAUAGACUUGUUGAGUUGCCUAUGGGAAUUGGAGGCCUCAUCAACCUUCGACAUGUUGAUAUUUCUGGUGCAGUUCAACUACAGGAGAUGCCCCCUCAAAUGGGAAACUUAACCAAUUUGCAAACAUUAUCCGACUUUAUUGUGGGCAAAGGUAGCAGGUCGGGUAUCAAAGAAUUAAAGAAUUUGUUGGGUCUCCAAGGAAAGCUUUCCAUUUCAGGGUUGCAUAAUGUGGUAGAUAUUCAAGAUGCAAGGAGUGUUAAUUUACAGAAGAAGCAGAACAUCAAAGAGUUAACACUGAAAUGGAGCAGUGAUUUUGGUGAAUCAAGAAAUAAAAUGAAUGAGACGCUUGUUUUAGAGUGGCUACAACCUCAUAGAAAUCUGGAAAAGCUCACCAUUGCAUUCUAUGGUGGACCAAACUUUCCAAGUUGGAUAAAGAAUCCCUCAUUCCCUUUAAUGACACACUUGGUUCUCAAGAAUUGCAAGAUAUGCACAUUGUUACCGGCUCUCGGCCAAUUAUCCUUACUCAAAAACUUGCAUAUCGAAGGGAUGAGUGAAGUUAGAACCAUAGAUGAGGAGUUUUAUGGAGGGAUUGUCAAGUCUUUUCCAUCCUUGGAGUUUCUGAAGUUUGAAAAUAUGCCAACAUGGAAAGAUUGGUUUUUUCCAGAUGCAGAUGAACAAGUGGGACCAUUUCCAUUCCUUCGAGAACUUACAAUAAGGAGAUGCUCAAAGCUAGGAUUUGCAUCUCUUGGUGAAUUAAGUUUAGAAGAAUGUGAAGGGGUGGUGUUCAGAAGUGGGGUUGGUAGUUGUCUUGAAACAUUAGCUAUUGGACGGUGUCACUGGCUUGUAACGUUGGAGGAGCAAAUGCUACCUUGCAAACUUAAAAUUUUGAAAAUACAAGACUGUGCUAACCUGGAGGAGCUGCCAAACGGAUUGCAAAGUCUCAUUUCUCUCCAAGAGUUGAAAUUAGAGAGGUGCCCCAAACUGGUUUCAUUUCCAGAGGCCGCUUUGUCACCCUUGCUCAGAUCUCUGGUGCUGCAGAACUGCCCAUCUCUCAUAUGCUUUCCAAAUGGUGAGCUGCCCACCACGCUCAAGCAUCUGAGGGUUGAAGAUUGUGAAAAUUUGGAGUCUCUACCAGAGGGAAUGAUGCACCACAAGUCCUCUUCCACUGUAAGCAAAAACACUUGUUGCCUUGAAAAAUUGUGGAUAAAGAAUUGUUCCUCUCUCAAGUUCUUUCCAACAGGGGAGUUACCCUCCACCCUUGAGCUCCUUUGUAUUUGGGGAUGUGCAAACUUGGAGUCAAUGUCAGAGAAAAUGUCACCCAAUGGCACAGCUCUUGAAUAUUUAGACAUAAGGGGCUAUCCAAAUCUGAAAAUCCUACCAGAAUGCCUUACAAGCCUCAAGGAGCUCCACAUAGAAGAUUGUGGAGGUCUGGAGUGUUUUCCAAAAAGAGGGUUGUCCACCCCCAACCUCAGGCACCUUCGUAUUUGGAGAUGUGUGAAUCUCAGGUCCCUUCCGCAUCAAAUGAAAAACCUCACAUCUCUUCACGUUCUCAGCAUACGGGGUUGUCCAGGAGUGGAGUCCUUUCCAGAAGCGGGCUUGCCCGCCAAUCUAACAUCACUUUAUGUUGGAUGGUGUGAGAAUCUGAAAAAACCCAUAUCUGAAUGGAGCCUCUAUACCUUCACCUCUCUUUCUGCAUUGACCAUUUGUAGAGUGUUUCCCAAUAUGGCUUCUUUUUCGGAUGAAGAGUGUCUGCUUCCUCCAUCUCUGACCUAUCUUUCCAUCAGUGAACUGGAAUCUUUAACCUCCAUGGCUCUCCAAAAUCUGGUGUCUCUAAAAGAACUAGCUUUUUAUUGGUGCCGCAAGCUCAGGUCCUUGGAGCUGCCUGCAACACUUGGAAGACUUGAAAUCAGUGAUUGUCCUAUAAUAAAAGAAAGCUGCUCAAAGGAGAAGGGAGGAUAUUGGCCCAACAUCGCCCACAUCCCCUGCAUUCAAAUAGAUGGCUCAUACAUCCAUUGAAAGAUAGCAGAGUCAGAUUGAAAUACACUUUUCUCUUGUCAAGAAGGAGGAAUCCUUUCAAAUUCAUGCUUACAUUAUUCAGUCAGACUGAGAUUGAAUUACAACCCCCUUCUGCUUUUCUAGCCUUUGUUUACUUUCCAAUAUUUCCAAUAUUUCGUGCUCGAAAGUAUUUCAAGAGAUCCAAUGAUUCUGAAAUUGUAUGUAAUUAUUUCUCUUCAUAAUGCUGGUGAAGUUAUAACCAAUUUAUGUUCUUGCCUCAUACAUUCAGAGGGAUACGGCUUGGUAGAGAUGUGGCAGGAAGCAGAGGGUGAAGAUGACAGAAGAUCUUUGACAGAGGUUACUCACUGAGCUGGGGGCUAGGGAUUUGAGCACAUAGCUUCUUACAAAGAAGUUACUUCCCAAUAUUGUGGGAGUAUUGUGAUUUGAUUGUAUUGUCUUACUAUGAAAGUGGGGUGAUCAAAUUGACCACAUUGGUGAUGAUCAAUAAAGCCACGGGAAUGGUUAGGAUUAACAUUUA